GGCCACGGCCGUUCAUUGAGAAGUCAGUGACAACCCGCCUGGCUUGUCUCUUGAUCUGCGGCCACGCCAAGCCUCGGACGUCACAUAGAUUUAGGUGACGGGACCAAAUGAUGGUCUUCUGUUUCUCGUGAAAGCAGCAAAACGUCUUCUGCCUACUGCGGAUCUUAUUGUCUAGAGCCUGUUUAUUGUUUCUGAACUCAAUGUCUAGUCUUGAUGUUAUCAAUUAGUGUAUUCUCUAUCUGGACAUGGAGGCUUAUAAUCAACUCAUGGAUUAUAACCGCUUUGUUUUAACGAAGUACCAUUAUGGAAGUUCAUCCGUGCAAGAAUAUGUCCACUUGUAUGGACAAGGUGAUUCCAUUCUAACUGGACCUAUUCAUUGACCAGACUCACACCAUGUCGGCCCUUCCGGUGGGACUCUUUGAGCAACACGGGACACUACAAAGGCUCAACAGGUCAAUGCUGGAGUCUUUAUACAAACAUAUCGUCAACGGAAGUGACGGUCACGUCAGCAAUGACCACACCAUGCGGGAUAUGUUCCAGCCCCCAACACAUCUGCUGGCCAUAUGCACGAUACUUUACAUUGCCAUCUUCAUUCUGGGAUUGGUUGGCAACAUAGCUGUCAUUCUGGUCGUCUUACAAUACAGGUCCAUGAGGACUUCUAUAAAUCUGCUGUUUUUAAAUUUGUGCCUAGCUGACCUCUUUGCCUUGCUCAUUACCGGACCAACGGUUGUAGUGGACAUCUUCGCCAAAGAGGCCUGGUAUCUGGGGGCUUUCAUGUUAUCUGGAGGCUUCCAUGUGUGA
This is a messenger RNA of Biomphalaria glabrata, 801 nucleotides long. RefSeq names its product somatostatin-like receptor F_48D10.1. The transcript is spliced from 4 exons. The record is from RefSeq and is a predicted model, not a curated record. Gene Ontology annotation, cellular component: membrane. NCBI's taxonomy places the organism in Eukaryota, Metazoa, Mollusca, Gastropoda, Planorbidae. Gene Ontology annotation, biological process: G protein-coupled receptor signaling pathway. Bases 394 to 801 code for a protein of 135 amino acids. Gene Ontology annotation, molecular function: G protein-coupled receptor activity.